CGAAAACGAGUUGUUUCGUCCUCUGUUGUGUGCGUUCGAAGGAAGCAAAAUUUUUGCGAACGGUAUAGCUUUCGUGAAAAAAGUGUUGAUAAAAGUGUAUUUUCCAUAUCAAAAAAGGUUUUGAUUAUCAACGUUGGAAGUGCUGAAGCGAAUGCUGCAUAAACGACUGUACAUUGUAUCGAGCAGAACAAGCAUUGAAUCGGAGGAUUAGAGUGGAACAAUAAUGGGGGACAUUACCUAUCCACCGGGAUGUCGGCCUAUAAACGAGGAUCUCGGGCCGGACGAACUGAUCCGGCGGUUGAAAACGUUAACCCAUACGCUGCAGGCAAUGGGACAGGAUGAGGGCAUGUAUACCCAGUACAUUCCACUUGCGGUACACCUAGCGGACGAUUACUUUCUUCAGCACGCGUCGAAGGAUGUUCAGCUUUUGAUUGCUUGCUGUAUUGCGGAUGUUCUUCGGGUUUAUGCACCGGAAGCUCCGUAUAAGGAUCAGGAGCAAAUAAAGGGGAUUUUUCUGUUCCUUAUAAAGCAACUAAAUGGUCUGAAGGAUCCCAAGGAUCCUGCUUUCAAGCGUUAUUUUUAUCUACUGGAAAAUCUGGCCUAUGUAAAAUCUUUCAAUAUGUGUUUCGAGCUAGAAGACUGCCAGGAAAUAUUCUGCACGCUGUUUAGUUUGAUGUUUAAAAUUGUCAAUGACGAACACAGCAGUAAGGUGAAAUCAUUUAUGCUCGACGUUCUCUGCCCGUUGAUUACCGAAUCGGAUUCUGUUUCGUACGAUCUACUGGAUUUAGUGUUCAUCAAUAUUGUAGAGCCGUUGCGGACACAAAAGAAAAACGCUUACCAUCUAGCCAAAGACUUGAUAGUGAAAACGAGUGACACGCUGGAAACUUACACGCAAGCCUUUUUCAAUCAGAUUCUCAUACUGGAUAAGUACGAAAAACAGUACCAGAUUAUGCCGAAAAUUUACGACGUUAUCUAUGAGCUAAAUGUGAUUAGUCCUAGCAUUCUGCUGUCCGUGCUUCCCCAGCUGGAAUGCAAAUUAAAAUCAGCACAGGAAAACGAACGAUUAAAGGCGGUUUCUCUGUUGGCCAGAAUGUUCUCCGAAAAAGACUCCAAUUUAGCCAAGCAGUAUGGCCCAUUGUGGCGUCAGUUCCUGGGUCGUUUCUAUGACAUCGCUGUUCCUAUUAGAAUCAAAUGUGUUCAAAGCACAAUGCACUUUCUGCUCAAUCACCCCAAUCUAAGGAAGGAUAUCAUUGACAUUUUGAAGGUACGCCAGCAUGAUUCGGAUGAAACGGUCCGCUACGAAGUGGUGAUGGCCAUUGUCGAGACUGCCAAGCGAGACUUUCAGAUCGUGUCCGAAUCGGAUGACCUGCUUGAGUUUGUGAAGGAACGCACAUUGGACAAGAAGUACAAAAUACGGAAGGAAGCGAUGAACGGUUUGGCCAUGAUAUACAAAAAAUAUCUCAGCGACAGUAAUGUCCCGGAAGCCACCAAAAAAGCGGUCAAUUGGAUCAAGGAUAAAAUUUUGCACGGAUACUAUAUGACGGGAAUCGAAGAUCGGUUGUUGGUGGAGCGGCUACUUAUUACCUGUUUGGUUCCAUAUCAACUUCCGGCGGAGGAGCGGAUGAAAAAACUUUACCAACUUCUGGGCACCAUCGAUGAAAAUGCUACCAAAGCAUUUAUAGAACUACAGAAAAACCAGCUUAAAGUGAGGCGAAGUGUAGCUGAGUGGAUUAAGCUGCAUCGCAUCAAGGAAAUCACGCCGAAUAUGCAGAAGGAUAUGAAUGCUAAAUGCGCAAACAUCGCUAAACAGCUUCCCGAUCCGGUGAAGGCACAGGAGUUUCUGCUUAAAUUUAGUGCUCAGAUGCGUAAGGAUCCAAAAUUAAUUUCCGAAAUGGAGACCAUUCUGAAGCGAGAUGUUACAUGCAAAGAAUGCGCCGAAACCAUGGCGGUUGUGCUGAAAAAACUUGGUCAACCUAUAAUGACCAAUACGUACUAUAACACGGUGAAGAUGUUGCUGGAACGGAUCGCAUCUGUUAUGGUGGACAAGCAUUCGAUUGGAAUUCUCAUCGAACUCAUUCAGGAAUGUAUGAAUGGUUCUGAAGUGAUUGAUGAAGUUAGUCUGCCUUCGGAGUCUGCAGGCGAACGCGGUCUCAAGCUGCUUACAGUGUUGGCGUAUGUCUUUUCCGCUCACUUCCAGCAUAAGGAAAUCCUGCGGCAUAUGAUUGGCUUGCUGAACUUUGACGAGGAAUACGUAGCACCGUAUGUCCUGAAAGCUUACACUUAUCUAGGUCGUUAUAAGCCACUUGUCGAGUCUCAUAUGGACAUCGCAAAGGAACUUGCACCUAUUUGCAAAGAGUUUGCAGUGGCUGGCUCACCAAAACAGGCAAAACAUGCCAUCCGGUGCAUGUAUGUUAACACUCAAACCAGCGAUCCGAACAUUGACCCCAGCAUAGACAUUUUCCCUGAAAUUGUGGAAUCCUUCAAACUCACGCUAAAUCCGGAAAAUGAGCACUACCGAACGGCCAUUGUGAGUCUUGGCCAUAUCGCGUACAACCUUCCGGAGAGAUUUCACGUGCAAAUUAAAAACAUAAUCUCACGAAAAAUCGUCAAAGAACUACUUGUGAAGGAAACUGUCGAAGGUCGCGUGGAUGUCCCGAGUACGGAAUGGUGCGAUGAGGAUGAUCUCCCGGAGGAAACCCGCUGCAAGGUGGAGGGUCUGAAAACGAUGGCUCGCUGGUUACUGGGGCUGAAGAAGGACGUCGUGUCCGCGCAGAAAACUUUCCGCAUGUUGAACGCAUUCAUCAGCAAGAAAGGUGAUUUGCUGGAGCAGGGAACCCUGUCGGCGGCAGAGAAAUCCUAUCUGCGACUAUCGGCCGGUAAGGCGAUGCUGAAAAUUUGCGAACAAAAAGGCGUCGGCGAUCAGUUCAUCGUGGAACAGUUCUACAAUUUGUCACAGUUGAUGUGCGAUCCAGUAAUAGAGGUGCGUGAUACGUUCAUCAAGAAGCUACACAAAGGUCUGAACAAGGGAAUUCCUCACAAGUGUCUUCCGCUGGAUUUCAUGGGCUACUACGUACUCUGUGGUCGGGAAACGGACAGAAAAUUACAGCACCAGGUAAAAUCGAACAUCGAAACGGACGUAAAUCGGCGAAGGGAAUAUGUAAAAACGUUUGCGACAGUGGAGCGCGCCAUGAGCCAACUUCCGCAUAUUCUUCCCGACUAUAUGUUGGUGUUUGCCGUCCCAGUAUUGACACACGAUCCUCGCUUCACCCGUCAUACGGAUCCAGUGCAGCUGCGGCAGAUCGAACGCUGUCUCUGGUUGAUCCUGGAACCUCUGGUCACCAACAAAGAGUUCUUCUGCUUCGGUUUCUACAAGAACCUAAUCGAACGGAUGAAAAACCAUAAAGACGCUCUAAAACCGGACGAUGAUGAAAUUAAUUGCAAAUUGUGGGCCAUUUGCGACAUAGCACUGGGGUUGAUUCUUACCAAAGUAAACACCUUCGAUGCACGCGAUUUCCCGGUAGAUGCACGCAUUCCUUCGAUGUACUUCCAGGCUCAAUCGGAGAAUUUCCACAAUGCACGCCUGUACAUACCGGAAGAUAUGUACAACCUGACCGGAACAAGUUCAGGGAAAAAAAUGUUGGCGUUGAAUGAUCGUAAGAAAGCUUCUAGCUCAAAAGCCGCAUACAAUCACGAAGGCAACGGGGGCAGUGAAGAGAUUGGCAUCGAUUCCGGAGCGGACGAUGAUGAGCCACCAGCAAAGAAAAUGCACAGCAGUAGUAAUGAGGAUGACUAAUAGCAGCGGCACAGGCAAGGACGUGAACGCAACUGUUAGUUAAGGAAUUUUAGCGUUAGUGACUAUUAUAUGUAUAUCUAACAAUGACUAAGAAAAAGUUGAUCUUUUGCUAUAAAAGUAAGUGUAACAAUAUGUAAUUUCUAUUUUUUCCGCAUCAAUUGAAAGGUAACCGAUUUGAACAAAGAUUAUGAUUUUCGCUGAUGUUAAAUUAUUAUUUAUGAUUUGAGGUUUAUGGCGAUUAUGAAUGUGAAAUCUGCAUCCUACUUUUCAGAGAGUCCAAUUUAUCGCAAAGAAAUUACGUUUUGGCAGAUCGAAGUUGAAAAAAUGUUCACAAUAUUGACGAUGAUCGUGUUAGCGGAAAUGAAUCUGAAGCUUGCUGAAAGUAGCAAUCAACUUUUACGAAGAAAGAAAGGUUCAAUAAAUCCUAUAAAAUCAGUACAAUUAGUGUA
Topomyia yanbarensis is the source of this 4242-nucleotide messenger RNA. RefSeq names its product sister chromatid cohesion protein PDS5 homolog B-B (gene pds5). Lineage: Eukaryota; Metazoa; Arthropoda; Insecta; Diptera; Culicidae. The record is from RefSeq and is a predicted model, not a curated record. The transcript has 9 exons. The coding region runs from base 224 to 3793 and encodes 1189 amino acids. Gene Ontology annotation, biological process: DNA repair; mitotic sister chromatid cohesion. Gene Ontology annotation, cellular component: chromatin; nucleus.